UGGUAGCUAGGGGUCAGGAGGACUUAUAUGAGAGGGGAGUGACUCGUUAUCCAACUUUGGAGGUCGGGCCUCGCAGCAUGGCGGUCAUCACGUCUGACCAAUGGCAGGCCUUGCUGGACGCAGCAGACGAGAGUCAGAAACCGUUCUUUCAAAAAUUGUAUGAUGAUGCCGUACAGAGGGAAAGGGAGGUGGAGGCAGCAGCUAGAGCUACGAGCAUAGUUGCGCAAGAGGCCCUCCUACAGGUCCCGGAAGCCAAUGCUGACCGGUUCCAGGAGAGGCUAGCUGCUGCCGUCGCAGCCUUGGUCCGACUGCGGAACUUGGAAGAUCUCGAGUCCCGUGUGACAGCACUUGAGCAGCGGAACCAAAAGCUGCAGGCUAAGGUAAUUAGCCUUGAACAGUCCCAACUAUCUGCCCCUCGCCUUCCUAACCCUCGAUCUGCUGUAAUGCCAGUCUCUCAGCCUAGCACAACCCUCGUUCCAAGGGCCAGCGGAACUGUGGCAAGUACAGGAAUCGGUGCCAGCUCCUCAAGCGGCAGCACUGGCGAUUCUGCGCUGGUCGCAGUCCCAAAUGCAGGGACUUCAGCCCAAAACGCCACAGUUCUUACUGGCGUUCAGUACAGCGGUCCCAUGGUGGACAAGCGGGCGGCCACGCUGCCGUCCAAGUACGACGGGAAGGCUGACAUCACCUCUAAGAUUAGUUCCAUGCGGUCGUACUUCGAGGUCAUGCGGAUACCGCAAGAGGACCGAAGUAUGAUCAUGGGAACUAAUACCGAGUCUGCCGUACGAAACCACAUUGAGCUCCAAGCUGUUGCUGCAGGCUAUGCACGCAUAGACCUCACUGAUUGGCUGAAGGUCACCCCUGUUCGCACCCUUGAGGAUCUUCUCCUUGACCGGUAUCAGGAUAAACAUGCUGCGCUCAAGGCUAGACUGAAGCUUGAGGCCCUCAAGGGCCAAACAUGGAGGUCAUCCAUGCAGGCUUUGGAACAACACUUGACUGGUCUAUUCACCRCUCCGGAUCUAGGAAUGACUGRCGUGUCUUGCAUGRAUGUAGUCAUGGGAGUGGCCCCUAAAGAAUACCUCUYCCUGCUAGCACUCAAAGACCAUGCUACCUGGCGGGAGCUCAUGAAGGACCUAGUCGACCUAGAGGCCAAGGACCUCGCCAGGCGCAAGAAGGCGCCCGCUGCAGGUGGGAAACCACAAUGCAAGCGGUUUGGAAGCAGCAACCAGCUUGCACUGCAUGAUCAUCGGGAGGCUGACGAUCAGUCCUAUGCGGAUGAUCUGUCUCUAGAUGACGAUCUAGAGCCGAACUCCGAUACGGGUUGUUCCACAUCAGCCAUUGAGUGUGACCGAAAUGAUGACGAAAAACUUGAUGCAUUCAGAAAGAUUGCUUCGAAUAAGGGGCCUAAUCGUGGUUCGGAUGAGGAUGAUCCUCCACCAGAAAUCCCAGCGAACAUUCGUCAUCUAUUAGAUCGAUUUCCUGAAGUGUUGGCUGAACCUCGCGGAGUUCCCGAGCGUCCAGUCAAGCACAAAAUCGAGAUAAUAGAAGGGAGUGUUCCUCCAAAGGGCUGCGUCAACCGUAUGGGACGAGGCGAGUUGGAGGAGCUGUGGAGGCAAAUUGAUGACAUGAUUGAUCGUGGAUGGAUUAGGCCUAGCGAGUCUGAGUUCGGCGCACCUGUUUUGUUUGUGCCGAAGAAAGGAGGCAAACUUCGGAUGUGCAUUGAUUAUCGUGGUUUGAAGCGAAUCACAAGGAAGAAUGGUUACCCUUUGCCUCGUAUAGAUGAUCUGUUGGAUGCGGCCGGUGGAUGCAAAGUCUUCUCCAAGAUCGACCUCAAGUCUAGCUACCACCAGAUUGAAGUUGAUCCGAGCGACCAGCACAAAACUGCGUUCAAGACACGCGACGGGCUCUACGAAUUCAUCGUUAUGCCCUUCGGCCUUACGAACGCACCAGCCACAUUUCAGUCCCUCAUGGACAAGGUACUCCGCCACCAACUUAACAUGUUUGUGGUUGUGUAUCUUGAUGACAUUCUGAUUUUUAGCAAGUCCAUGGAGGAGCACGUCAAGCAUCUCGAGGAGGUCUUGCAAGUCCUCAAAGAUGCUCAACUGCACCUCAACUUGAAGAAAUCCGAGUUUGGCAGGGACAGCGUCAUCUACCUUGGGCACCGGUUGUCUGCAAGCGGUCUUGAGCCGGAGGCAACCAAGGUUGAGGUCAUCCGCAACUGGCCUCAACCGACGAAUGUACGCGAGCUGCGUUCUUUUCUUGGUUUGGCUUCUUACUACCGGAAGUCUGUGCCUAAGUUCUCUGUCAUUGCUCACCCACUCUCACGCCUGACUAGUAAAAAUGUUGCCUAUGCGUGGUGUGAAAAGUGUGAGACUGCGUUCCAAGCCUUGAAAGAGGCUUUGUAUUUGACUUGCCUUGUGGACUCGUACGACCUCCGGAGGAAACUGAAGGAGGAUCUGGUCGAGCACACUGCCAAGGAUCCGGACCUUAGUCCCAUCCUUGAGCAGCUCAAGGCUGACCCCAAUAGUCAGCCUGAUUUUCAUGAAUGCGAGGGUCUUGUAUUUCGUCGGUACGGAAAGUUUGACCGUCUGUGUGUACCCAAUCAUGCGCCUCUCCGAACUCACUUCUUGGAUUUGGCGCACGGUCAGAGUGGACAUUUUGGCUUUGAGAAGACUUAUGGAAGUCUUUUGCAGCAAUUUGAUUGGCCAGGAAUGAAAGGAUCUGCUCAGAAAUUCAUCGUUGAAUGUCAAGUAUGCCAAAGAAUCAAGGUCCACAGGCAUAAGCCUUAUGGCCUACUGAGACCUCUCCCCAUUCCUGAUGGACCCGGUGAAUCGAUUUCCAUCGAUUUCACGGACAUGGGAAAGGUGAGUGAGGCUAGGAAUUCACAAGUCAUGGUCAUUGUGGACCGCUUCUCCAAAUUUCUGAACUUGAUUCCUCUCCCUUCUCACGCCCCGACUGAACUUGUAAUAGAAGAAUUCCAUCAGCAGUACAUUCUGCAGUCCGGCGUCCUGAAAACUAUUGUGAGUGAUCGGGACACCAGAUUCAUCAGCAAAGAUUGGAAAGACUUAAAGUCUCAGAUGUACGACAUCAAACUGAACAGGACUUCUGGUCGACACCCCGAAGCCAAUGGAUUGGCUGAGGAGAUCAACCAGACUGUCAUCCAAUUGCUUUGCGCACUAAUUGUUCCAGAUUAGAACACGUGGGACAAGGAAUUGCACAAAGUGAAGGGGUUGUACAACAACUCCAUCCAUUCUGCGACUGGUGUGACACCAAACCAAUUGCAGUAUGGAUGGCAUAUGCGGAAUCCCCUCUCCUAUCUGUUCCCCGAAUGGUCACCUGGUCUGAUGCCCGGCAUGCCUGGCUACAAUGCCAAGUACGCGCGCUUGCUCAAGGCUGCUACAGCAGCUAUGAACAAGCGCCAGCAUGCCAUGAUCAAACAUGCCAAUAAGCUGCGCAAAGAAGAAAAAUUCAUAGUAGGGGAUUAUGUUUGGGUCAAAAUGUCUGAGUUUUCUGAUGAAGAGGGCAUAUCACGGAAGCUUCUUCCACUGUACUACGGCCCUUGGCAGAUUCUGAAGGUAGUCGGGGAUGACUUCGGUCCUUCGUACGUGAUUGACGUGCCUCCUCACCUGCGCACAUGUCCAGUCUUCCAUGCCUCCAAACUGUUCCCACACAUUGAUGAUGAGACUUUUCCCUUCCGUGACCCUAUGAUACCUCGCCCUAUCGACGGCGGCCAUGAGAUUGACAUAAUCGUUUCUCACGAGGGGAGAGGGAGGAACAGACAAUACAAAGUUCAUUUCCUCUACCACCCGUUGAACGAAUUCUUCUGGAUCGACCGGAAAGAACUGAUAAAGAGUGCUCCACGUG
Molecule: messenger RNA, 3861 nt
Organism: Chara braunii
Lineage: Eukaryota; Viridiplantae; Streptophyta; Charophyceae; Charales; Characeae
Source: the annotation of a GenBank genome assembly